AUGAAAUUCUUCGAUGACGCGCUCGGCUGGAUGAACCGGCUGUGCACUCCGAGGGUGUCGAGCUUGGACGCCCUACGCAGCACGGUGUUGGUGCCGAACAGCAAGCUCCGGGAGCUGUCGCGGCGUAUGGCCAGCUGCAUCGAAGACGGUCUGGGCAAAGACACACACGCCAGAGCCACGGUGAAAUGCUUCCAGACUUACGUGCAAGACAUGCCCACGGGUCUGGAACGGGGCACGUACUUGGCGCUGGACCUGGGCGGUUCCAAUUUCCGCGUGUUGAAGGGCGAGCUGGGAAUCAACAAGUAUUUCUACAUGGAGCAGGAGACGUACUCGUGUUCGCAGGACCUGAUGACCGGCAGCGGCGAACACCUGUUCGACCACAUCGCGGAGUGUCUGAAGAAAUUCAUCGACGCCCAAGGCCUGAACGACGGUGCCGAAGGGACGCCGCCGGCUAAGAGCAAAUCGAAAAACAGGUCGCUGCCGGUGGGGUUCACGUUCAGUUUCCCCAUGUCGCAGCGGAGCGUCGAUUCGGGCGUGCUGACCAGGUGGACGAAAGGGUUCACCUGCGACGGCGUGGUAGACAAUGACGUGGUCGAGCUGCUGCGCCGGUCCAUCGCCAAACACGCGGGUCUCAGCGUCAGGAUCUGCGCCAUACUCAACGACACGGUCGGCACGCUCAUGGCUUGCGCGUGGAAAGACCCCAAGACCAAACUGGGACUGAUAGUGGGGACGGGAUCGAAUUGCUGUUACGUGGAGAAGGUCGACGCCAUCGGCUUGUAUGUCGGCGAUCCGGACAAGGAACAGAUGAUCAUCAACCUGGAGUGGGGCUCGUUCGGCGACAACGGAGAGCUUGAGGGGUUCCUCACGAAAUACGACCAAGAGGUCGACGCCAACUCCGUGAACCCCAGACAACAGCUGUUCGAGAAGAUGGUCUCGGGCAUGUACCUGGGCGAGAUAUUCCGGCUGCUGCUGGUGGACAUGGCCAAGGCGAAUUUGAUUUUCGACGGCAGGAUACCCGAAGCGCUCCGGCGACGGAGGGGCAUAACGACGGACGUCAUCUCCAACGUCGAGAGGGACCCCCCAGGCUCGUACGGAAAUGCCAGGGAAUGUCUAAAGAAGUUCGGAAUCGAAGCGACGGACCGCGACUUGGAGGUCAUCCGGAACGUGGCCGAAUGUGUGUCGAAGAGGUCGGCUCGGAUGGUCGCCGCCGGACUGGUAGCAAUACUGAAUCGGAUCGACGAGCCGGAAAUAACGAUUGGCGUGGACGGGUCGGUGUACCGGCAUCAUCCGCACUACCACAAUAUUCUGGUGGAGACUAUUAACGAGCUGCUAGAAAACAAGAAGAAAAUCAACGUUAUUUUGUCGGAGGACGGCAGUGGACGAGGGGCGGCCGUCGUGGCAGCCGCAGUUUGUAAAUCUAAUCGUUAG
Molecule: messenger RNA, 1428 nt
Organism: Adelges cooleyi (spruce gall adelgid)
Lineage: Eukaryota; Metazoa; Arthropoda; Insecta; Hemiptera; Adelgidae
Product: hexokinase type 2-like
Exons: 1
Coding region: 1-1428 (475 amino acids)
Biological process (GO): intracellular glucose homeostasis; glucose 6-phosphate metabolic process; glycolytic process
Cellular component (GO): cytosol; mitochondrion
Molecular function (GO): D-glucose binding; ATP binding; fructokinase activity
Source: RefSeq, a predicted model, not a curated record